Molecule: messenger RNA, 2003 nt
Organism: Ceratina calcarata
Lineage: Eukaryota; Metazoa; Arthropoda; Insecta; Hymenoptera; Apidae
Gene: Paics
Product: PAICS bifunctional enzyme
Exons: 8
Coding region: 467-1729 (420 amino acids)
Biological process (GO): 'de novo' IMP biosynthetic process
Cellular component (GO): cytosol
Molecular function (GO): phosphoribosylaminoimidazolesuccinocarboxamide synthase activity
Source: RefSeq, a predicted model, not a curated record
AUGUAAAAUGAUUAGAAUAAUAAAUGCAUCACAAAUAUUGAGAAGAACAACUCGAAGGAUUGAAUAUCAUGCACAAAGAUGAGCAUACAAAUGAAGCUCGUCAGGAUAUUCCCCUGUCAAACAAGCUGUACAGUGACCAAUGUAACUGCUUUCCCGAUUAUCCAUACCGUAUCUGACAGCUUUCACGAGUCCUUCUACUGAAAGAAAUGAACUGUGACAAUCGCAUUAGAGUUUACCUAGACAAAUCACUUGUGCGACAUCAAUUUGGGAAGGCCAGUCACCUGCGGCAAUGCAUCCAAAAACUCCACAUUCGUGUAUUUACUGUCUAACCCGUAUAAUAGAAGAUAAUUUAUAAAUUUAAACCAAUCGCUAAGGAGUUGUACUUUAAAAGUGGGGAUCGUUAAAGACAUUAUCACACGAGAAGUUGAUAAGCUAGUAUUCGCAGAGUGAACUGAAAUCAAGAAACAUGACCGAAUACAAACGCGGUGCGCUCAUCAUUGAAGGAAAGACCAAAAAGGUCUACAAUCUCCAAAAUGAUCCUAGCUUAUGCCUCUUGGAAAGUAAGGAUCGCAUUACUAGUGGAGAUGGUGUCAAGUCCCACGAUUUGAAAGGGAAGGCUGCGAUUAGUACAGCUACCACAGCAAAAGUCUUUCAGUUAUUAAACGAGGCUGGGCUAAAAACUGCAUUUGUCAAAGUAGUAGAUGAUACCACUUUUCUUGCAAGAAAAUGUGAAAUGGUCCCAAUAGAAUGGGUUACCAGACGAUUAGCCACUGGUAGCUUCUUGAAAAGACAUCAAGGAGUACCCGAAGGAUAUAGGUUUCACCCACCACUACAGGAAACGUUUUUUAAAGACGAUGCCAAUCAUGAUCCUCAGUGGUCAGAACAGCAACUUAUUUCGGCCAAGUUCAAGUUAAAUGGCCUUGUAAUAGGGAAAGAUGAGUACGAUAUUAUGCAACGCACUACUCUUGUGGUAUUUGAAGUGCUGGAAAGAGCAUGGGCAACUAGAAAUUGUGCUCUUAUAGAUAUGAAAAUAGAAUUUGGUAUAGAUGUAAAUGGGGAAAUUAUGGUAGCAGAUAUAAUUGACAGUGACUCUUGGAGGCUUUGGCCAUCGGGUGACAAGAGAUUGAUGAAGGAUAAACAAGUGUACAGAAAUUUAACUACCGUAACCGAGAAAGAUUUAGAUACCGUAAAACGUAAUUUCGAGUGGGUGGCAAAUCAACUCGACUACCUCGUUCCACCAGUUAGCAGUCUUGUUGUUAUUUUGAUGGGAUCACCAUCGGAUGAGGAACAUUGUAAAAAAAUAGCAAACCAUGCAAAGGCUCUGCGUUUGAACGUCCAACUUCGUGUAUCUAGCGCUCACAAAGGGACUGAAGAAACGUUGCGCAUCCUUGCAGAAUAUGAAGGCGAUUACGAGAAGGUGGUGCUUAUAGCCGUGGCAGGGAGGAGCAACGGCUUAGGUCCAGUACUUUCUGGAAACACGUGCCUGCCUGUUAUUAAUUGUCCGCCUUUUAAACCAGAGAACAUUUCACAAGAUCUGUGGUCCUCCAUCAACGUUCCCUCAGGAAUUGGAUGCACCACGGUCGCAUAUCCCGAAAGCGCAGCUCUAGCAGCCGCUCAGGUUCACGCACUGCACGAUCAUAUGGUUUGGGCUCGUCUACGAGUGAAGCAAUUGAUGAAUUUCAUCGCUUUAAAGCAAGCCGACGCCAAAUUGAAGAAUCUCGUUUUAUAGUUUAAAAAACAAAUGUGUACAAUUAUCAUCGUUUCACCAAUUUAUCCAACGUACCAUAUAAAUACCUUGUAGUUUAGUUUAAUGUCAUACUGUUGUACGUGCUCAGUUAAUCAUUUCGUGGAUAAACUGAAUUGUCCCUAAAUGUUCAUGUUGGCCCUUAUUGUGUAUAUCGUUUUACUCUUUCUCCUAAUAUUUCUUUAUUGGUUACAAGUAUAUAACGUUCAAUCAUUCCCGUUCAAGCAAAUUUACGAAUGAAAUAAAUAUAUACAAUAUU